AUGACUACUGGAGAGAUGACGCUCGCAGAAAUGAAGGCAGCCUACGAGCAAGCCCAAGCAGAGCUGGCCCAAGAAAGGGCAUCCAUUGAAAACUUGCAAAAAGAGCUCGAUUCUGUGAAGAGCUCAAGAUACCAGUCGCGUUACAAGGCUGGUGGGAAGCCGAGGAAGCUGACAUUCGAGAUGCCCGACGAUUUCGAAGAUCUGACCGACGACGAGGAGCCCCGAGAUGAGGAAGACGGAUCGACCCCAGACCCGGUGACCCAGCGCCUGAACAAGAUGGAUGCACGCAUGACAAAGCAUUACUCUCGCCUGAUGAAGCUGAUGAUCAAGCUACCCGGAGCACCCACACCAGUAGAGACCGAACCAACCGACAGGUAUGCGGCAUCACCAUUUUGUGAAGCGAUCGCCAGAGUAACGGUUCCGCACACACUUCGACUCCCUACCUGGACCACCCUGUAUGAUGGAACGUCUGAUCCCUACCGGCACGUCAACUUCUACAAGCAGCGCAUGUGGCAGAUCGGAAUCCCAUUCGAUUUGGUCGAGCCUGUCAUGUGCAAAUCGUUCGGCGGUACCCUUGAUGGAGCAGCUCUGGAAUGGCUCAUGAACGUCGCCCCCGGAUCCAUCUCCUGCCUGUCCGACCUAAUCAACGCUUUUUAUCAGCAGUUCGCCAGCAGUCGCCAAUUGGAGAAGCAAACCAGUGACCUCUAUCGGUUGGUUCAAGGACCAACCGAGUCGGUACGCGAUUACUUUAACCGCUUUAAUUGUGAAAAAAUUAGUAUAAAAAACUGUGAUGUCAGGACAGCUAUCGAGGCAUUCAAAAGAGGUCUCAUCCCCAACUCGGAGCUGUACCGGGAAAUAACCAAAUACCCCUGUGCAACCUUCGAGGAGGUGCGAUCGAGAGCCACCGCCCAAAUGCGGAUUGAAGACGACGAGGUCAUCCGGACGGCGUCCCAACGCUCAACAGGGGGCAGCAGCGACAGGAGAUCAUACACCCCAAGGAGUAGCAGCUGGCGACACCAGCCGUAUAACCGGCAGAACCAGGUACAAAAUGUCAAUCAAUACGAUGACGCUAACAAUGUUUACAGGAAUGAACGGGUCGUUUAUCCCCCCAUCCCCGAAUAUGGCUUCAACGUCGACAUCGGAGGCGUGGUGAACGCCCUUCAAAAUGUAGGUGGUACCGUCAGAUGGCCUAAGAAGAGCGACAGACCAGACUCCAUGAAGGACAUGAGCAAGUGGUGCGACUUCCACCGCGACAAUGGCCACACAACCGAGGAAUGCAUCUCCCUCAAAAAGGAGGUAGCAUAUCUAUUGAAAAGAGGACACCUGAAAAAGCUGCUGAGCGACAAAGGGAAGGAGACGUACAACAAGGACAGCAACACCCAACCCAGCCCAACACCAAGCGGCGACCGACCGGCCCCGCCCAUGUUCGAAAAAGUGGUAAAUGUUAUUUCUGGUGGUUCAGAUAUCUGUGGACUAACUUCUUCUGCAGCUAAAAAAAUCAACAGAGGCGAAUCUGAAGCCGUCAAAGAGGGGCAGACCGAAGAUGAAGUGGCACUCGACAAGUCAUUAGCAGCGAUGACAAUAACCUUCGACGAUUCAGUUUCAACCGACGCACAACAGGAACACCACGACGGGCUAGUCAUAUCGCUCCCAAUAGGCAACGCUCUCAUCAAAAGGAUAUUGAUCGACAACAGCAGUUCAGCAAACGUACUGUUCUUAGAGGCUCUGCAAGAAAUGGGACUGGAAGAAAAGAGUAUAAUCAGAAGGUCGACGGUCUUAGUAGGGUUCAGUGGAGAGUCGCUACGAACAGUAGGGGAGAUAUCGCUGCCUACGUACGCAGAAGGUGUUAAUGUGAUGACCAAGUUCAACGUCGUCGACUGCCCAUCAGCAUACAACGUCAUUCUAGGACGACCGUGGAUCCACAAAAUGAAAGCAGUACCAUCAACGUACCACCAAUCAAUCAAGUUUCCAACCAAAUGGGGGGUCAUAGAAAUCAAAGGACAACCAAGAGAAGCGAAGAAGUGUUAUGAAACAGCGCUGAAACCAUCAAAGUCAUCUAUCUAG
This is a messenger RNA of Spinacia oleracea (spinach), 2064 nucleotides long. RefSeq lists its product as uncharacterized. The record is from RefSeq and is a predicted model, not a curated record. The transcript has a single exon. Bases 1 to 2064 code for a protein of 687 amino acids. Lineage: Eukaryota; Viridiplantae; Streptophyta; Magnoliopsida; Caryophyllales; Amaranthaceae.